This is a messenger RNA of Botrytis sinoallii, 282 nucleotides long. RefSeq lists its product as uncharacterized. The record is from RefSeq and is a predicted model, not a curated record. The transcript has a single exon. Lineage: Eukaryota; Fungi; Ascomycota; Leotiomycetes; Helotiales; Sclerotiniaceae. Bases 1 to 282 code for a protein of 93 amino acids.
AUGGAUGUGGUCCUCAGUCUUCAUCUUUCGCAGUAUUGUCGCGAGAAUUUGUCGACUGAUCAUGCAACACCAGAGAGACCAAAGAAUAGGUACUGUAAUAGUUCCGCAGAAUGUGGUCAUCGACUAACCUAUUCACGAAUCAUGCAGAAAUUGAUUAACGAGGUCGCUAGAGAGCUCUACCAUUCUGAAUACUCGGGCCAGCUUUCUCGGUCCCGUACAACGCUAGGGGGUGUUAGAAAACAGUUUCCAAGACCCUACACGCUUGUUGCUGCACUGGAUUAA